AUGACCACUUCACAUAGGCCCCAAUUGGAAGCCAGGAGUGGGAGUAGAUCACAUGGUAAUUCUCAAUAUGUACCAACCAAACUAGAGCAUGCUAGGCUACUGCCUGGGCACACAAAGUUGAAACGUAGACGGGGUAAGAGUGGCCGGCAUAAGCGUGGCAAUGAAGCAGACUCAUCGGUAGAUAAAGUAUUUACGGUGUCUGAAGCUACGAGCAAAAGUGGCGGGAGGGCGUGUUCUGAUGUUGGAGAAGAGCAUUCUGCGUUGGAAGUCGGUGAUGGUGAUGGGGGUGGAGAUGUGGGUAGCAGUUACGGAGAGGAGUCAGAUGAGGAGGGCCUUUUGUUGCAGGAGUUAGAAAGAUUGCGCAGUGAGAAGAUGAUGGAGAAGGUGAAGGCGCAGCAAUUAGAGGAGGAUAAAUCGUUGGAGGCAGCUGCUGAUUCCGGUAAUGAUUUGGAGGGCCACGGUCCAAAUGUGGCAGGGUCUUCUUCUGAGGGUUGGAGGUCUGAUGCUGUUUUUGGUAGGCGAAAGAAGCCCAAGUCGGAAAGGAAGAAUCUUUCGAAUUCAAUCUCUUCGGACAAAUAUACCAAUGAUCUAAUUCAAAGCGAAUAUCACCAGGACUUUUUAAAGCGGAUGGCAAAAUAA
Eremothecium cymbalariae DBVPG#7215 is the source of this 639-nucleotide messenger RNA. RefSeq names its product U2-type spliceosomal complex subunit CWC15 (gene CWC15). Gene Ontology annotation, biological process: mRNA cis splicing, via spliceosome. The record is from RefSeq and is a predicted model, not a curated record. Bases 1 to 639 code for a protein of 212 amino acids. The transcript has a single exon. Gene Ontology annotation, cellular component: catalytic step 2 spliceosome. Gene Ontology annotation, molecular function: RNA binding. NCBI's taxonomy places the organism in Eukaryota, Fungi, Ascomycota, Saccharomycetes, Saccharomycetales, Saccharomycetaceae.